Solea solea (common sole) is the source of this 1637-nucleotide messenger RNA. RefSeq names its product solute carrier family 30 member 7 (gene slc30a7). Gene Ontology annotation, molecular function: zinc ion transmembrane transporter activity. The record is from RefSeq and is a predicted model, not a curated record. The transcript is spliced from 11 exons. Gene Ontology annotation, cellular component: membrane; Golgi apparatus. The coding region runs from base 98 to 1267 and encodes 389 amino acids. Lineage: Eukaryota; Metazoa; Chordata; Actinopteri; Pleuronectiformes; Soleidae. Gene Ontology annotation, biological process: zinc ion transport; intracellular zinc ion homeostasis; transmembrane transport.
ACACAGUAGCUAAGUCUACGUGGAGAGAGUGUGUGUGAGUGAGUGAGUGAGUGUGUGUGUGUGUACAGGUGUGUGCCCGUGUGUGUCCAGUGCGAACAUGUUACCUUUAUCUGUUAAAGACGAUGAAUACAAACCCGCGAAGUUAAACCUGCUGCUCAAACUCUCCGGCUGGUUCAGGUCGAUCCUCGCGGAUAAAACCUCGCGGAAUCUUUUCUUUUUCCUUUGUCUCAACUUGUCCUUCGCCUUCGUGGAGCUCACGUACGGAAUCUGGAGUAACAGUUUAGGUCUGAUCUCAGAUUCCUUCCACAUGUUCUUCGACUGCACUGCUCUGCUCGCAGGUCUGGCUGCCUCCGUCAUCUCAAGGUGGAGAUCCAAUGACAGCUUCUCCUAUGGUUAUGUGAGAGCAGAAGUGUUGGCAGGCUUCGUAAACGGACUCUUCCUCAUCUUCACAGCCUUCUUCAUCUUCUCUGAGGGAGUCGAGAGAGCUCUGGAGCCUCCUGACGUCCACCACGAACGUCUACUUCCUGUCUCUGUUGCUGGUCUGCUGGUGAACCUGGUCGGGAUCUUUGUGUUCCAACAUGGAGGACAUGGACACUCUCAUGGAGAAGAAGGUCAUGGACACAGUCACUCUCUCUUUAAUGGCAGUCUGAACCACAGUCAAAGUCAUGGACACAAACAUGGACACGAUCAUGGACACGAUCACGGACAUGGACACGGACAUGAUCACGGACAUGGGCACGACCAUGGUCAUGGUGGACAUGGACACAGUCAUGAGGAGCCACACUGUCACAAUGAUCAGCUGUUCAGACCGGGAAAAGGCUCCAGUAAACAGAUCCUACAAGGUGUCCUCCUCCACAUCAUCGCUGACACUCUGGGAAGUAUCGGUGUGAUCAUCUCUGCUCUGCUGAUGCAGAAAUAUGACCUGAUGAUCGCUGAUCCAAUCUGCUCCAUGCUGAUCUCCAUCCUCAUCGGAGUCAGUGUGGUGCCGUUAUUGAAUGAAUCCAUUGGGAUCCUGAUGCAGAGAACUCCUCCUUCAUUAGACCAAAACCUGCCUGAGUGUUACCAGAGGGUGCAGCAGCUUCAGGGUGUUUAUAACCUGCAAGAGCCUCACUUCUGGACGUUGUGCACCGACGUUUACAUCGGAACGUUAAAGCUGCUCGUCGCUCCAGACGCAGACACACGCUGGAUCCUCAGUCAGACUCACCACAUCUUCACACAGGUCGGUGUUCGACAGCUCUACGUUCAGAUCGACUUGGCGGCCAUGUAGAAGACGCUCCUCUUCAAUGACAACUGGGACCAAUCUCAUUCAGUCUUCUACUGCAGAAGACCACGCCCUCCUCAGCCCCACCCCCUCAUUUCCUGGAGACAGACUGAGAGCAGGGAUGGGGGGUGGACUAAAAACCCCACCCCUACUUGGUUUAUUUUUUAUUUUCGUGUUCACGCCCCUUCUUCUUAAGUGCCUUCUUCAUUAAUCAAAGACAAUCUGGCUCCGCCCCUUCUGUGACAUCACUGCUGGGACCACACUGCUGCAAUCUGAUUGGCUUGUAGUGAGACUGUGUGUGAUGUCACUUGUUUUUUAAUGUGCCAAAUCAUGACCUUUUUUUUUCCAGCUGUAAUAAAUAAUUCUGUUCCUUUGA